AUGCGUGCUAAUAGAAUAUCUAACAUUUUUUUCCUUUUAGUUUUACUGUUUGGAGUUGCCCAUCCUCAAGAACCAGAGUUCAGCCAUGGAUGUGCUGAAGGCAGCUGCUACCCAGCCACCGGAGACCUGCUGAAUGGAAGGGCUCAGCAACUCCUUGCAUCUUCUACAUGUGGUCUCCAGAAACCAGAGUCAUUCUGUAUUGUUAGUCAUCUCCAGGAUGAAAAGAAAUGUUUCACAUGUGACUCACGAACACCAUAUAAUGCUGUGGAUAAUACAGAAAGUCAUCGCAUUGAAAAUGUAGUCACAACUUUUGAUCCAAAUCGCCUUAAUUUGUGGUGGCAGUCAGAAAAUGGUGUGGAAAAUGUCACAAUCCAGCUGGAUCUUGAAGCAGAAUUCCAUUUCACUCAUCUCAUCAUGACCUUUAAGACCUUCCGGCCAGCUGCAAUGUUAAUUGAAAGAUCAGCAGACUUUGGUAAAACAUGGAACACCUACAGAUAUUUUGCAUACGAUUGUGAGUCGUCAUUUCCUGGAGUCUCUGUUGGGCCAAUGAAAAAGUUGAUGAUGUCAUCUGUGACUCUCGAUACUCUGACAUUGAACCCUCUACAGAGGGAGAGGUUAUAUAUCGUGUCCUGGAUCCAGCUUUUCGUAUUGAUGAUCCAUACAGUCUUAGGAUUAAAAGCUUGUUAAGAAUUACAAACUUAAGAAUAAAGUUUCUAAAACUGCACACUUUGGGCGAUAACCUUUUGGAUUCAAGAGUUGAAAUAAAGGAGAAAUACUACUAUGCCAUUUAUGAUAUGGUUGUCCGUGGUAACUGUUUCUGCUAUGGACAUGCUAGUGAAUGCGCACCUGUAAAUGGAUAUUUUGACAACAUGGAAGGAAUGGUACAUGGACGCUGUGUUUGUAGACAUCAUACAAUAGGUUUAAACUGCGAACAGUGUAUGGACUUUUAUCACGAUUUGCCAUGGAGACCAGCAGAAGGUCGUAGCAGUAAUGCUUGUAAAAAAUGCAACUGUAAUGAGCACUCUACAAAAUGUCACUUUGACAUGGCUGUAUACAUGUCAACUGGAAAUACAAGUGGUGGUGUAUGUGAUGAUUGCCAGCAUAACACAAUGGGACGGAACUGUGAGCAGUGCAAGCCAUUCUUCUAUCAGCAUCCAGACAAAGACAUACGUGACCCAAACAUCUGUCAACCUUGUAAUUGUGACCCAGCUGGAUCUCAAGAUGGUGGCAUAUGCGACCGUUAUUCAGACUUCUCUGUGGGACUUAUUGCCGGCCAAUGUAGAUGUAAGGCGAAUAUAGAGGGAGAACGCUGUGAUCGAUGCAAGGAAAGCUACUAUGACCUAAAUGCAGAAGAUCCAGAUGGAUGCCAGCCUUGUGGAUGCAAUCCUCUAGGAACUAUUCCUGGUGGCAAUUCAUGUGACUCAGUAGAAGGAAACUGUUAUUGCAAACGUUUCGUAAUGGGGAAGCAGUGUGACCAGUGCAUGCCUGGAUUCUGGGGUUUGAGCAAUGACCUGGAUGGAUGUCGACCUUGUGACUGUGACCGUGGUGGAGCAUUGGAUAACAUCUGUUCACCUGAGUCGGGCCAAUGUCGCUGUAGACCGCACAUGAUUGGUCGUCAGUGCAAUGAAGUGGAGUCUGGCUUUUAUUUCAUCUCUUUAGACCAUUACAUCUAUGAAGCAGAGGAUGCAGAUUAUGGCCCUGGCGUGAGAACUGUUGGACGCAUGCUCCCUCAGGAUCGCACACCAUCUUGGACAGGACCUGGAUUUGCCCAUGUUCCAGAAGGAGGAUACUUGGAGUUUCACAUUAAUAAUAUUCCAGUCUCAAUGGAGUAUGAUCUUUUAAUCCGCUAUGAACCACAGCUCCCAGAACAAUGGGAAGAAGCAGUGAUAACAGUUAUUCGUCCAGGGAAAAUUCCCACAAGCAGUAGAUGUGGUAAUACCAUCCCUAGUGAUGACAACCAGAGUGUAGCAUUACCACCAGGAUCUAGGUAUAUAGUUCUUCCUCGUCCUAUAUGCUUUGAGAAAGGUCUGAAUUACACCAUACGACUGGAGUUGCCACGGUAUUCAGUCAACUCUAAUGUAGAAAAUCCCUACACAUUAAUUGAUUCUAUUGUUCUGCUGCCUCAUGUAAAGUCCCUGGACAUAUUCGGCUCUGGAGGCUCAGGAGAUGAUGUCAGCAAUGCCUGGAAGACAUUCGAGAGAUACAGAUGUACAGAGAACAGUCAAAGUGUUGUGAAAACUCCUCUCACAGAUGUCUGCAAAGAAUACCUCUUCAGUAUCUCAGCCCUGCUACAUGAGGGGGCCCUGGAAUGUCGGUGUGACCCUCAAGGAUCAUUAAGUGCUGUAUGUAACCCGAAUGGAGGGCAGUGCGAUUGUCGGACAAACGUGGUUGGACGGAAUUGCGAUAAAUGUGCACUUGGAACCUAUGGCUUUGGGCCUAAUGGAUGCAAACCUUGUGACUGCAGUCCUAAAGGAUCUUCUCAUUCCUUCUGCCACCCUGAAACCGGCCAGUGUCCGUGUAUCCAUGGAGCCUAUGGAAGACAGUGUGACGCAUGUUUACCUGGCUACUGGGGAUUCCCAAACUGUCAGCAGUGCCAAUGUAAUGGACAUGCUGAUGAUUGUAAUGCCCUUACUGGACAGUGCACCAGCUGCAGAGAUCACACUGAAGGUUACAGCUGUGAAAGAUGUUUGGCUGGUUAUUAUGGAGAUCCCAGGCUUGGUUCGGGUGAUCACUGCAGACCAUGCCCAUGUCCAGAUGGACCCGGAAGUGGACGCCAGUUUGCAAGUGGAUGUUAUAAAGACCCCACGUCUGAGCAUGUUGUAUGUACAUGUAAUAAAGGAUAUACAGGUAAGUGUUUUAUUAUAUUUUAG
Staurois parvus is the source of this 2870-nucleotide messenger RNA. Lineage: Eukaryota; Metazoa; Chordata; Amphibia; Anura; Ranidae. The record is from the annotation of a GenBank genome assembly.